Nicotiana tabacum (common tobacco) is the source of this 1101-nucleotide messenger RNA. Its product is annotated as transcription factor JUNGBRUNNEN 1-like. The record is from RefSeq and is a predicted model, not a curated record. NCBI's taxonomy places the organism in Eukaryota, Viridiplantae, Streptophyta, Magnoliopsida, Solanales, Solanaceae. Gene Ontology annotation, biological process: regulation of DNA-templated transcription. Gene Ontology annotation, molecular function: DNA binding.
GUAACCCCUAUAUCUCUCUAAGCUAACUCAUCCCCAAGAAGAAGAAAAAGAACUGAAGAUUAUUUUUAAAAUUAAAAAAAAACUAUAUAUGGAAGUGGAAAACUUGAGUUGCGUAGUUACAAUUAGUAGUUACAAAGAAGAAGAGGCAGAUGAGGAGGAUGUUAUGCUUCCAGGGUUCAGAUUCCAUCCAACAGAUGAAGAACUUGUAGGGUUUUAUCUUCGGAGGAAAGUUGAGAAAAGGCCCGUCACUAUUGAACUCAUCAAACAGAUUGACAUCUACAAAUAUGACCCUUGGGAUCUUCCCAAGUCUAGCAACAUGGGAGACAAGGAAUGGUACUUCUUUUGCAAAAGAGGCAGAAAAUAUAGAAAUAGUAUUAGACCAAACAGAGUGACUAGUUCCGGAUUCUGGAAGGCUACUGGUAUUGACAGACCUAUUUAUUCUAGUGUUGGACAAGGCCGUCGUCAUGAAUGUAUUGGGCUGAAGAAGUCGUUGGUUUACUACCGUGGGAGUGCAGGAAAAGGCACCAAAACUGAUUGGAUGAUGCACGAGUUUCGACUUCCUGCCGAAAAUGAUAAAUCCACAAAACAUAUUGAAGCUAAAAGCAUUGCUCAAGAAGCUGAAGUUUGGACACUCUGCAGAAUCUUUAAGCGAAAUGGGUCAUAUAGGAAGUGCCUUCCGGAAUGGAGAUCUGUAGCAGCAGCAAAGCGACACCCAACUGAUACAAGUUCAAAAACAUGCAGCGCUGAUUCUUCAGAUUAUAUAAUUAGCUUUGGUGCUCCCGUUAUGAGGCCGCACAAUAAUAUCACUGAGAUCAAACCCUUUAGCGGUCAUGUUCAUGACAUAUCAAAUAAUAGCCAGCUGCUUAUGGGUCAAUUAAGUUCAGUGCGUCAAGCACCUUCCGUAUCCCACUCGAGCUAUGGUCACACUUUAGCUCCGGACAUGAAUGAGUUGCUGUUAAAGCAUGGAGAUUGGGAUGAACUUACAUCUUUUUUAGAUCUUGCCGUUGAUCCGUUGUUCUGACUUUGUAAAGUAACAUACAUAUUUAACGGCAUUUCCUAUACUGAAAUAACAGAAAACUUCAGCAAAAUUUCUUUAUCUUA